Molecule: messenger RNA, 777 nt
Organism: Rotaria sp. Silwood2
Lineage: Eukaryota; Metazoa; Rotifera; Eurotatoria; Philodinida; Philodinidae
Source: the annotation of a GenBank genome assembly
AUGUCAAUAUGUCUGACAAAUACAAAUGAAUACGAAUUGACAUGCUGUUCAAAGAACCAUAAUGUUCCAUUUGAAAUUAAUGCUGCAUCAUGUUUAGCGAUAUCUGAUACUUGUUUACUUCUACUAAAUAGUGGUACUGAUCGACUCCUUCUAUUUGAUCUCACGAUAUCAACAUCAAAACAAUAUGAUAUUAUUUGGCCUAGCAAUACUUAUGGAAUCGUUCGAGAUAUCUGUUGGUCAAAAUAUAUAAAUUCAUUUUUAAUAUUAGGUGAUGAUGUAGUAUGUUCGUAUUCUUCUGCAUCUAAUCAAUUAAUAAUUCAAUUUAAUUCGCCCUCUUUGCAUGAUCGUUUUUGGUCAUUAGCUGUGCUUGGUUAUGAUACAUAUAUUCUUUGUCGGCAUGAUGCUCUCUAUCGUUACUGUUUACCAUCAUGGACAUUAUCUCGAUCUUGGUCACGUACAGAUCUAAUUGAUAUAUAUAAUACAGAUAAAUUUAUCCAACUAAUUCGAGCACAUCCAUUGAUGGGUACCAUUGCAUUACUUAUACGAUUAAAACAUCAUCAUAAAUGGCGUAUUGAUUUAUUUGAUCGACGAAUGCAAAAACUUUAUUCAGGAGAUUCUGUACGUAUGGCCUCAGAAUAUCCAUUUCUUAUGCUUCAGCCACGUGAGCAACAUGGACAAUGGACAUUGAUGAAUGAGAAUUAUAUUUGGAUAAUUAAUUCAAAUGCUUGUUUUAUUGAGCGUUAUCCUCGAAAACGAAAACAAGAAUUAGAUCAAUAA